AUGCCAGUGGAGGGAGAAAGUGUGGAGGAGAGAGCAAAGCCGACGAGGAGCUACGCGUAUGUGCCUGAGGAGCCUUCUGGUCAACAAGGAGGAAGUGUGAGGAAGGAUCUAGGCAAGGCCCCACGGGGGGACGCUGGUGGCCAAGGUAGCGGGAUGAGGAGGAGUGUUUCCUUCGCGAAAAAAACCGGUGUUGUGGAGACUCGAUCGACGCCGUCGGCGGCCAAAGCCACCGCAGCAUCAGAUGCCCCUAUAGCCCCGAGAAGGAGCAUCUCCUAUGCCUCUGCACUACCAGCGGAGUUUAUGGACUCUAGUGGAGGUUUGAAAAUGGGAUCCCAAGCUAACGAGGCUUCAAUCGAGAAGCAAUUGACGGCUAAGAUGAUAUAUUUGAGAAAUCAGUACUGGACGGAGAUAACGGAGUUGCGAGACAAGAUGAGGAAUAUGGCGCCUUACAUGAUGGAUGCAGUGAAUGAAUGCUUGUUCAACGAGGAGCCUAGAUACACGUUCGAACCAGACGAGUUCAUGGCGGAGCACCAGUUGGAAUACGUCGAAGCUGUGAUUCGCGAGAAGACAAAGUUGGUGGCCACAAAAUGUUCCGCUGCGGCAAAGCUCCAAAUCGACAAGACGGUGAAGCUCCUGCAAGAGGCUCGAGCCAACUUGAUUCGAGUUCAAAAGAAGGUGGCGGAUCUCGAGGCCACCAACGAGGCUUUGGAGAAGAAGGUCGAUAUUCUAAGGAAUCAACUUAAGCAGAGUCAGCGGCAGACGGGCACGUCGAGAGGCGGCGGGUCUUCAUCGGGGACGGGAGGGGGUACGUCGUCGUCGUCCACGGAAGAGAAGGAAGAGAUGGAUAUGGGAGAGAGGCUGAUUGAGGCUGAGGACCGGAUAGCGGAGCUUCAGUUGAUGAUUAAUCGACUAGAGCAGGAGAGGUUCUUGGCAGAGGGAGAUGCGGAGGCGCUGAUGAUGGCGAAGAGUGGUAUGGAUGCCAUGGGAGCUCAGGAGGAAACGGCCAGAGUUGCGCGACUCGAGGAGGAGUUGGAAGAAGCUCGAGCGGAGGCAGCUAGGUGGAAGCAGGCGUUCGAAACGAGUGAUUUCAAGCUGAAUGUUGCUACGCAGGAUUUAGAUGCUCUGCAGAGGAAGUUCGAUACUGGUGUGGGUGGGCUGGAAGGUCAUUGUAAAGAUCUUGAAAGUGAGCUGGCUGCGACUAGACGAGCUCUUGAGGAGGCUAAUGAGGCUUCGGCGAAACGAAUAGAAGCGGCCAUGAAGUCGUUGCAAGCCGCCAAUGGUGAGCUCCAAAGGCAACUAGCUGAAACCAAGAAGGAGAAGGAGAUAUGGGAGAGGAAGGCUGAGGUGGCCGAGAGAGAGGCGGAGGCUGCUAGGGAGGCGGCGCUAGAGAAUAGGGCGAGAGAGCCAUCUGCUGUUCCGAUCGCCGAGUCUGCUGGGGGAGGCGGGAGGGAGGCUGAGAAGAUCAAACAGCUCGAGAGGGAGUUAGCACGGUCUGUGGAGAAGUUGAAGACAGUUCAAGAAAAGCAGGGGGAAGGAGAGUCGGUGAGUAUUAGGGAAGAAUGCGAGGAGUGGAGGGAACGUGCGGAACGGGCUGAGGCAGAGUUGGAGAAAUUACGGGCGGGGUAUGAGGCGUUCACUGGCUUUGAAGUGGGGUGGAGUGGUAAGCUGAGAAUAGGGGGGAGGAGGGAUGGUGAUGAGGAGACAAGGAGAGAGUCGCGUUUGAAGAGCCUGGAUGAGACAACUCGAAGACGGCAGAUGCACACCCCUGAGGAGAUCGACGGCGAUUUCUGCAGCUGA
Perkinsus marinus ATCC 50983 is the source of this 1797-nucleotide messenger RNA. RefSeq names its product M protein, serotype 24 precursor, putative. The transcript has 12 exons. The record is from RefSeq and is a predicted model, not a curated record. Lineage: Eukaryota; Perkinsozoa; Perkinsida; Perkinsidae. Bases 1 to 1797 code for a protein of 598 amino acids.